GGGGGUGUGGGGGGAGACUGCUGUUGGGUGAAGAGGACCCGGAGUCCCUAGUGGGCGAGGGGACAAGGCGCUCGCGGGGCAGCCAACAAGGUCGGCAGAGCCAGCGCCGACGCAGCUGCUCGCUCCCGUCCGUGCGGAGGGCGGGUGCGGCGAGGCCCCGGGUCCGGGCCCGGGUGUCCUUCUCCUCCUCGCGGGUCCGAGCGCAGGUGCGCGCGUGAGAUGGACAAGCGGGUGCGCGCGAUCCACGCGCUCUCCGUGCGGAGCAAGCGUCAAAUUCGUUCUCUCCUGGAUCACAGCAGCUCCUGAGCCUGAAGUGAGGGCCUUGCUGCAGGCAUGGUUGCCGGAUUUAGCCAAAAGACGAACAAAGAAAAACGAAUACUUAUUCAUACUCCAUGUAUAAAAUAUACGUAUUAUGCACUAUAUUAUAUAUUCUACACACAAGCGCAUGUUUAUGUUUGAAUACAUUUACAUAUAAAUAUGUCUUUACAUUAAAUAUAAAUACAUGAAUAUAAAUAGACACACAGGACGCCAGUUAAAUUUGAAUUUCAGAUAAGGGGGUAAUUGUUUAGCAUAAAUACGUGCCAUGUAGUAUUUGGGAACAUAUUUAUCCUAGAAAAUGAUUCGUUGUUUAUAUGAAAUUCAGUUUAAGUGCAGUUUCUGCAUUUUAUCUGGCAACCCUAGCUGGAGGGGACCUCCCCACACCUGAGCACCGGCGGGAAUCCCGGGUGGGACGAAACGCCGCGUCUCCUCUAAGGCGCGGCGGCGCGCGGGGCGCUGGGUGGAGAACUACAAGCCCCACAAUGCCGCGCGUCCGCCCGGAGCCCUGACUGGCUGCGGCGCCCGCCCUCCGUCACUUCCGGCCGCGGAGGGGCGGUUGCGGCGGGCCGGGCGGGCUGGGUUUCGCGGGUGUGGGGUACAGCGGCCGCCAUGAACUUCUCCGAGGUGUUCAAGCUCUCCAGCCUGCUCUGCAAGUUCUCCCCGGACGGCAAGUACCUGGCUUCCUGCGUCCAGUACCGGUUAGUGGUCCGGGAUGCGAACACCCUCCAGAUCCGCCAGCUGUACACGUGCCUGGACCAGAUCCAGCACAUCGAGUGGUCGGCCGACUCGCUCUUCAUCCUGUGCGCCCUCUACAAGCGGGGGCUGGUGCAGGUGUGGUCUUUGGAGCAGCCAGAGUGGCACUGCAAAAUAGACGAGGGUUCGGCAGGGCUGGUGGCUUCCUGCUGGAGCCCCGAUGGACGCCACAUCCUCAACACGACGGAAUUUCACCUGCGGAUAACCGUCUGGUCCUUGUGCACAAAGUCCGUGUCCUACAUCAAAUACCCUAAGGCUUGUCAGCAGGGAAUAACCUUUACCAGGGACGGCCGCUACCUGGCGCUGGCCGAGAGGCGGGACUGCAAAGACUACGUGAGCAUCUUGGUCUGCAGCGACUGGCAGCUCCUGCGGCACUUUGACACGGACACGCAGGACCUGGCCGGGAUCGAGUGGGCCCCCAAUGGCUGCGUGCUGGCCGCCUGGGACUCCUGCCUGGAGUACAAGAUCCUGCUCUACUCCCUGGACGGCCGGCUGCUGUCUACGUUCUGUGCUUAUGAGUGGUCCCUGGGCAUCAAGUCCGUGGCCUGGAGCCCCAGCAGUCAGUUCCUUGCAGUCGGGAGCUACGACGGAAAGGUGCGGAUUCUUAACCACGUGACUUGGAAAAUGAUCACAGAAUUCGGGCAUCCCGCAACCAUUAAUAAUCCCAAAAUAGUGGUGUACAAGGAGGCCGAGAAGAGCCCGCCACUGGUGCUGGGCCGCCUGGCCUUCCCUCCGCCCAGAGCAGCGGCUGGGCCCCUGUCCUCCACGGAGAGCAAAUACGAGGUCGCCUCGGUGCCGGUCUCCUUACAGACUCUGAAGCCUGCCCCCGACAGAGCCAACCCCAGGAUCGGCAUUGGGGCGCUGGCCUUCAGUCCUGACAGCUGCUUCCUGGCGACGAGGAGUGACAGCGUCCCCACCGCCGUCUGGAUCUGGGACAUCCAGAAGCUGAGGCUGCUCGCGGCGCUGGAGCAGCUGUCCGCCGUGCGCUGCUUCCAGUGGGACCCGCGGCAGGCCCGGCUGGCCAUUUGCACGGGGGGCAGCAAGGUGUACCUGUGGUCGCCGGCGGGCUGCGUGUCGGUGCAGGUGCCCGGGGAAGGUGACUUCCAGGUGCUCUCCCUGUGCUGGCACCUGAGUGGGGACUCCCUGGCCCUCCUCAGCAAGGACCACUUCUGCCUGUGCUUCCUGGAGACGGAGCAGGGGGUCGGCACAGCCUUCGGGCAGAGGGGUGACCACACGUAGGACCCGUGCAUGAUCAGGCCCACGUGGCUCAAGGUGGGAGACCUCGGCUUGUGUUGGCCGCGGGAAAGGAGCAGAGCUUCUUGGUGCAGGGUCUCCCACUGGGGUGGCCCGGAGGAAAUGCUUGGCUUCCAUUUUCCUAUAGCAAGGCAUUUUUGUUAAUAUGUAUGGUAUAAAACUAAUUUUUGUUACUUAAAAUAAAUAUUUGCUAAUUCAUAAA
Messenger RNA from Balaenoptera acutorostrata (minke whale), 2527 nucleotides. RefSeq names its product WD repeat containing, antisense to TP73 (gene WRAP73). NCBI's taxonomy places the organism in Eukaryota, Metazoa, Chordata, Mammalia, Artiodactyla, Balaenopteridae. The transcript has 12 exons. The record is from RefSeq and is a predicted model, not a curated record. Gene Ontology annotation, biological process: protein localization to mitotic spindle pole body; microtubule anchoring at mitotic spindle pole body; mitotic sister chromatid segregation. Bases 928 to 2310 code for a protein of 460 amino acids. Gene Ontology annotation, cellular component: microtubule organizing center; mitotic spindle; MWP complex. Gene Ontology annotation, molecular function: protein binding.